Molecule: messenger RNA, 1110 nt
Organism: Protopolystoma xenopodis
Lineage: Eukaryota; Metazoa; Platyhelminthes; Monogenea; Polystomatidea; Polystomatidae
Source: the annotation of a GenBank genome assembly
GUUGGCGUUGCUUACUUUAAAAAUGAGGAUCAAUUACUCACUGCAUUAAAAAAAUCAAAUCAAAAAAUUAAUGGGAAAGCAAUUAAGGUUUGCAGAUAUCCUCCUGAUGACUUAUAUCACUAUAAACAAAACAAGCCUGAAAAACGUGAAAAGCCUAACUGGCCUGAAAUGUCUAAAGAAGAUGCAUUAGAUUUAAUAAAAGAGACUGGCCGGUUGUAUAUUAGAAAUUUGAGCUAUUCUUGCACUGAAAAAGACAUCGAAUCCCUUUUUUCACCCUUCGGAUCCCUUUCUGAACUUAAUUUGGCAUAUGACUAUCGACUCCGUAAACACAAAGGCUUUGGAUUCGUUACCUUCCUUUUUUCUCAUGAUGCUAUUACUGCUUUUGAGAAACUUGACAAGACCGAAUUUCUUGGACGUCUGCUUCACAUCCUACCAAGCAAAGAAUGCCCAUCUGUACAUUUAAGCAAGUCUGAUAAGAACGACCUCGAUGUUGGACAAUCACAAAAAAAUCCUAAGGGUCCUCAGACCACAUCUGUUGAUCUGUCAUCUGAAACUGCUUCCUCUUUCCAAAAUGAGCGCUUACAAGGUUUAAAGUCAUCGUCUAGCAGAAGUCACAAUUGGAACAUACUCUUCAUUCAACCAGAUGCUGUAGCCACUUACUUGGCUGCUAAGUUCGGUGUUGCUAAAGAAGAGCUCUUAAUGGAGAAAAUUGAUCGUAAAUCGAGAUCCUCUGAUAAUAUUACCUCUGCAUCCAUUCGCUUUGCACAAGGGGAAGCACAGCUUGUUAUGGAAUUGAGAACAUAUCUCAAAAGCAAUGGCGUUAAUCUAAAUAUUUUAGAAUCCUGCCAGCCAACUUCUUUCGGUUCUCUCCGUUCCUUGGUUGCUCCAAUCACUUUAUCCUCUCGGAUAUUUCUUAUUAAAAAUCUUCCUAUCUCCAUUAUUCCAAGUGAAGUUCGAGAUCUUAUUUCCAGCUAUCUCCCAUCUGAUUGUGAGGCUCCUAUCCGUGUUUUGGUGCCUCCUUUGGGGCUCACAGCUAUCGUUCAGUUCUCAGCUCCUCAGGUUGCCAGACGAGUUUAUAUGGCUAUGGCCUACGAGAAGCAACAACAUUAG